AGUUUUUUGUUUUGUUCUGCUUCUUGCGUGCCUGAUCGUUUUUCGUUACACAAUUAUUCGCGAACGGUUUUUAUCCGGGUUGUCCAGCAGAAUUACUUCACCGAAACCAUGUCCAAGUACAAGCAACUCAUAAAUCUCCCCACUACGUACGCCCGACGGAUGAAUCACUUAUCGAAUCGGAUUUUCGGAGAAGUUACGCGACCGACAAACUCACAAUCGUUGAAGGUGGUGAAAAUGUUCAGCGAAGAGCCGAUCCAGUGCCGGGAUUACGUCGUCAAUUGGUACCCCAGGCACGUGGAAACACAUCUGCUGGCCAUGAAGCUACGCGAGUACGGUCUGUUCCGGGACGAACAUCAGGACUUCAAGGAGGAAAUGAAACGAUUGCGGGCGCUUCGAGGAAAGGCUCCCCCCAAGAAGGGCGAGGGUAAGCGGUCCAAGAAAUAAGUUUAGAGGGUAAAUAAAACGCUGGUUGGUUUUUAAAACA
Uranotaenia lowii is the source of this 484-nucleotide messenger RNA. It is a transcript of the gene mRpS33, whose product is annotated as 28S ribosomal protein S33, mitochondrial. The transcript has a single exon. Gene Ontology annotation, cellular component: mitochondrion. The record is from RefSeq and is a predicted model, not a curated record. NCBI's taxonomy places the organism in Eukaryota, Metazoa, Arthropoda, Insecta, Diptera, Culicidae. Bases 109 to 444 code for a protein of 111 amino acids.